This is a messenger RNA of Entamoeba invadens IP1, 1609 nucleotides long. RefSeq names its product protein kinase domain containing protein. Gene Ontology annotation, biological process: peptidyl-serine phosphorylation; peptidyl-threonine phosphorylation. Gene Ontology annotation, molecular function: protein serine/threonine kinase activity; protein tyrosine kinase activity; ATP binding. Gene Ontology annotation, cellular component: cytoplasm. NCBI's taxonomy places the organism in Eukaryota, Evosea, Mastigamoebida, Endamoebidae. The annotation marks the transcript as partial. The transcript has 2 exons. The record is from RefSeq and is a predicted model, not a curated record.
AUGAAUCCAACCGACGUCCCUUUUAACCCAUUUAUCACAACGCCCCGAACAGCGUCGCGGUUCCGCCCGAUCUAUGCGCUUACUCUAGACAUCACAAGGACGUUCAAAUUUGAAAACAUUCAAAACCCUACUUUGAACACGCACAGGUACUUGACAAAACUUACGGAACCGUAUCAUAACAACAACAAAGACAAUGCAAAUUAUGAACUGAUCAUAGCGAUCGAUGAUAACAUCGGAUCAGCUUUUUCAAAAGAAGGUGACUCGUGUUCGUUUUUACCACAAUCGAGAUACGUUGUGAUAUCGGCGUUAGGGAGUGGGACGUUUGGACAAGUGUUGAAGUGCAGGAAUUGCUCAGACAACAGUUUGGUCGCGGUCAAAAUCUUGAAGUCAAAGCCGAUUUUUUUUCGACAAGGGAUGCUCGAGAUAGCCGUGUUAUCAUCACUUCGAGAUAUUGUCGACCAAGAUGGGAAGUAUCACACUAUUAAAAUGAUCGACUACUUUUUGUAUCAAGGACACGUCUGCAUUGUGAGCGAACUCCUCUCUGUCAAUUUGUAUGACAUGCUACGAAGCAACAAAAAUGUGGGUAUGGGACUGACUUUUAAUCGGCAUGUAUUGCGUCAAUUGUUAGAAGCAUUACACGGCCUAACAACUAUGAAUAUCAUACACUGCGACGUGAAGACUGAAAACGUCUUGUUAGUCCCAAACACAAGUGAUAUUAAACUGAUCGACUUUGGGAGUGCUUGUUUUGAGCGAUCAACUCUUUAUAGUUACAUUCAAAGUCGGCAUUAUCGUGCCAUAGAAAUUAUAUUGGGGUUGCCUUAUUCAUGUGCAAUUGACAUGUGGUCCUUUGGAUGCGUCGCAGCUGAACUGUUUUUGGGUAUCCCACUCUUCCCGGGCGAGAACGAAUAUAACCAGUUGGCUAAAAUUGUCGACAUGUUGGGCCCGAUACCAGAUUAUCUACUAAAGAAAGGGACAAAGACGGAUAAGUAUUAUAACAUGACACAAAAAGGAAAUACAUUUGUAUUUGAAAUGAAGAGUCCUCAACAAUACGAGAAGGAAAAUAACGUCAAGUUGUUGGAGAACAAGAAGUACUUCAGAUAUAAAACACUCGAGCAAAUUUGUCAACACGUUCCGUUGCAUCGAAACGCUUUUGUCCGCGACAACGAUCAACUUUGGAGAGCACUCUUACUCGACUUUUUAAAGAAAAUACUGGAGUAUGACCCAGCUAAGCGAUUGACCCCCUCAGAAGCUUUAACACACCAAUUCAUUAAAUCAAAAACGAAGUUGGAGUUAUUGAGUCUACCACUUCCAUUGGUUCCACAAGAUGUUCCAAUGGAAGAAAUCGUCAGAAGAGUCUAUGGCGGGCAAUACACACUUUUCUACUUACAAAACAGAGACAAGUUCUUCCAAGUGCAACACAACUACUUUGUAACGUUUAUCAGAGCAUUAAAAUGUGGGUAUGUACUCAACAUUUUAAAUGUGAAUCCGUUUAAGAUGAAACCACUAAAGGUCAUAGCGCAGUCGAGUUUCUCGUGGCACAACGUUGAAGAUGAGAAUGUCAUGACUUGGGGAUCGUCGAAUUCCGACUCCGAGGAUUCAAGAGGUAGAA